AUGUCGGAGCUGGCGCUGGAGGAGCUGUCGGCUCUCGCCGCCAUCUACUGCGAGCCGGACGCCUGCGAGGUGCUGGCGGUCUCAGAGACGCAUGGAAUCACAUUUAGAAUUCAAAUCAGCGUGAAAGAACUGCUGGAUACAGAUGUACUUUUAAAGCUGUUAUUUCAUUUACCUGUCAAUUAUCCAUCAACUCUACCAGAUAUUUCUGUUAACUCAGAGCAGCUUACAAGGGCCCAGUGUAUGGACGUGAAAGAUAAAUUACUUGAACAAGCAAAGAAGCAUCUUUCUGAACCCAUGGUACACGAUCUGAUUCUUUGGAUACAGCAGCAUCUUAAAUAUGUCAUUAAGGAAUCAGCAACAGUUUGCAAUGAAAAAAAUACUUUGUCAAAAGGAACAAGUACAGAGGAUGGUAUCUGGAUGCUCCUUUUGCAUUUAGAUCACAUGAGAGCAAAGGCAAAAUACGUCAAAACUGUGGAAAAAUGGGCUUCAGAUCUAAGGCUGACUGGAAGACUGAUGUUCAUCGGCAAGAUAAUAUUGAUUCUUCUUCAGGGUGACAGGAGCAACAUUAAGGAGUACUUGAUUCUUCAGAAAACUUCUAAGGUAGAUGUGGACUCAAGCGGAAAGAAAUGCAAAGAGAAAAUGAUUAGUGUACUGUAUGAGACAAAAGUACAGUCACAGCAUAAAAGGUUUCAGACGUUUGAAGUCAAAGAAUAUUCAACACUGGAUGAGCUACAAAAGGAAUUUGAAACUGCAGGACUUACAACUCUUUUCUCUGAGUUUGUGCCUCCUCUCUUAAAAUAAAAUUAAAAGAAAACACUGGACUCUUUGACCAAAGCAGUAGUUGACUGCAGAUGCUGACGGAAGAUAAAAGGACUAAUAUGGCAAACAACGUUAAAGCUUUUCUGCAAAAAACGCCAGAAGUAGCCAUCCUCUUGCAAGAAGGAGAAGGCAAUUCAUAUAUUAAGAAUUGAUAAUUUUUUGACAUUUAUGUAUUGAUAACUUUUUCCAAGGAAUGUGGAGUUAAUUGUGAUAAUUGCAUGGCAAGCAUGACAGAUUGG
Molecule: messenger RNA, 1058 nt
Organism: Gymnogyps californianus (California condor)
Lineage: Eukaryota; Metazoa; Chordata; Aves; Accipitriformes; Cathartidae
Gene: RWDD3
Product: RWD domain containing 3
Exons: 4
Coding region: 1-801 (266 amino acids)
Biological process (GO): positive regulation of protein sumoylation; positive regulation of hypoxia-inducible factor-1alpha signaling pathway
Molecular function (GO): protein binding
Source: RefSeq, a predicted model, not a curated record